GGGCAGAUAUCUCACGCACACCAAGGUAGGGCCUCCGGCGUAAAGUUUCCUCGCAAUUUUUCUUCCAGAAUUGCGUAAAAAACGCACGCGAAAGUGCAAAAGUAGCGGAAAAAUACGACGGAGUGCAUAGUGAGUGCCAUUGAGUUGGUGGUUUCCGGUAGAUGCGGAGAUUUCCUGUGAAUAUUCACUUUUUUGUGCGGCAAUCCUCGGCGGCGACAUCAAACAAAACAUCCUCCAGGCUUGCGCAAAGUUGGUAAACAAUGGCGUGGCGUUUCAAGGCAUCCAAGUACAAGAAUGCCGCCCCAAUUGUCCCCAAACCCGAAGCCACCAUCCGGGAUAUUAUUGUUGGCUCCUACCAGAACUAUGGCAGCAACAUUGCCGCCUCGGCUGCUUUUAUGGCCUUCAAUUGGGAGCACACAGGUACGAGCCUAGCAGUGUUGCCCAUUGAUGAUUGCGGUAGGAAAAGCAAGACAAUGCCACUGCUGCACGCGCACUCGGACACGGUGACGGAUCUCGAAUUUUCACCAUUUCACGAUGGUAUCCUGGCCACAGGAUCGCAAGAUUGUCUCGUGAAGAUUUGGCACAUUCCCCCGAAAGGACUCACGACAUCCAUUACCAAUCCCGAAUGCACCUUCUCGCACAAACAGCGACGAAUUGAGCGUGUUGGCUUCCAUCCAACGGCUGAUUGUCUCUUGCAUUCAACCUCAGCGGGAACCAUUAAUCUCUGGGACAUCACGGUCCAGGAAGAGGCUUUCUCCAACAAUGAGCACCCCGAAGUGAUCCAAUCAGUGAGUUGGAAGAAAGACGGUACAACCCUCGCAACAACGUGCAAAGAUAAAAUGAUUCGCAUUGUUGACCCUCGGGCCAACAAUCCCAUCACAAUGGCUGCUGACAGUCAUCAGAGCAUCAAGGAUUCACGAGUUGUAUGGCUUGGGGAGCAAAAUCGCAUCCUUACAACAGGAUUCGAUGCUCAACGCCUCCGCCAAGUCAUAAUUCGGGACGUGAGAAAUUUCUCAUGCCCAGAAAAGACUCUGGAGUUGGACUGUUCAACGGGAAUCUUGAUGCCGCUCUUUGAUUCAGACACAAACAUGCUCUUCUUGGCUGGCAAAGGAGACUCUACGAUCUCAUACCUGGAAGUUACGGAGAAGGAGCCGCACCUAAUUGAGGGACUCAGGCACACGGGAGAACAAACAAAGGGAGCAUGUUUAGUGCCUAAAAGAGCACUGAGAGUGAUGGAGGGUGAAGUUAAUAGGAUUCUUCAGCUCACCUCCAACUCUGUCAUUCCUAUCAUGUAUCAGGUGCCAAGGAAGACCUACCGGGACUUCCAUAGCGAUCUAUAUCCCGAUACCUGUGGCUUUAAGACGGAUCUAAGUGCAGCGCAGUGGCUUAAGGGAACCAAUAUGCCUGUACCCAAGAUGAGCCUAGAUCCAGCUAAGAGGGAACUAGGAGUUCAACCAAUCGUGGUCCAUCGGGGAAAUCUGAUGGAAAUGAUUGAGAAUGUAAGCAACAAGACUCGAUGUGCAGCAACAGAAGAACCAAAGAAACUCAAGGAAACCCCCAUGAUAAAGACUGCGUACAUUCCGAUUAAGGAUAAAAUUAAGCACAUGGAGGAAUACAAUAAGACCCCCAUUGCAGCUGAAAAAUGCGACUCUGGGGAACUUAAGAAUGAUGAGAAUGGGAAAGAACCAGAGCCGGAUAUUGUUGUGGAUCUCAAAAAAUGCACCGAAUCCAAUGGUGAAGCGGAACACAGCGAUGAUGAUCACGUUGAUAGAGUUACAGAGAUUUCUAGGCAGGCCAUCAUUCCACCGACUCCACUUCCACGAACUUCCCGCACAAAUUCAGUCAGCGAUUACUCGUCUGAGGAUUCCAGCAGCGGAGGAUCCGCCAGUUGUCCACCGCGACCGAGUCCAAGACCUAGGAUUACCGCUGUAACCGUUGGAGGAGGAUACAAGCCUCGUCUUGGACCGAAGCCCUUUGUUGGUUGUACAUCAUCGCAGGAAUUCUCAUUUGAUAAGGUCUUCUCGGUUCCACAAGUUCCUGGAACAGAGCAACCGUCUGCAAAUGGACCGAAUGCUGAUCACGAGAAGACUGAUCAAGAGAAGGUAGAUCAGGAGAAGACAGUUGAGGAGCAGGACUCUCCAGCAUCUAACACAGAUCAAGAGAAGAUGGAUGAUAACUCAGAUGAGAAGACAGAUGCAUCUCCUGAAUUGGAGAGUACAGAGUGUGAUCCACCUGUAGAAGCUUCUGAAGUUGAUAUUCCCGAAGCAAAGGAACCUGAAGUCCCUGAGAUUAGAGGAUCAGAAGCUAAAAAGUCUGAAGAAUCUGAAGAAGACCGUUCCGAAGGAGCAACAUCAAUUGCAGAACGGCGUAAAUUGUACGAACAUCGCUCUCUUAGUAUUCAGGAUGAGAAGGCUGCCUCACCGACUCCUCUUCGUCGUCGUAAUUCCCUGAAGCAGUGGAAUGGAAAGGAGGAUGAUCAUCAACAGACAACUGCUGUAGAUGUGGACAGCGCGUCAAAUGCAAAGACAGGAAAAAGAACUUCAACUGUCUUUGGACGUGUUUCAAAGUAUCGGCAUUUGAAGGGAACUCCUGGCCAUAAAUCGACCAGCAUUGAGAAUGUCAGGAAUAUAUCCAGACAGCUGCCUGGAGAGUGCGAUGGAUUCCAUGGGAAUGCUCAGCGUAUUGCAGUCCCGCUGGCGGGAGCAGGUGGAAAGAUUGCCAUCUACGAACUUAGCAAGUGUGGACGUCUACCAGAUGGUGUGAUCCCUUCGCUGGUUAAUGGGGCAAAUAUAAUGGACUUCCAGUGGGAUCCUUUCAAUUCCAGACGCCUGGCUGUGGCAUGCGAUGAUGGGAUUGUACGGCUGUGGAUUGUUCCAGUUGAUGGGCUUACAGAACCCAUCAAUACACCCCAAUCUGAGCUAGUGGCGCACUCUGACAAAAUCUACUUCAUCAAAUUUCAUCCCUGUGCCAGUGAUGUUUUCCUCACAGCCAGCUACGACAUGACGGUGAAGCUGUGGGAUCUUAGCGAGAUGAAGGAGUGUAUUGUGCUUCAGGGGCAUACAGAUCAGAUCUUCAGCUUCGCAUGGAGCCCCUGUGGUGUCUUUGGGGCAACUGUGUGUCGCGAUGGUCGGCUCAGGGUGUACAAUCCACGAAAAUCCCCAGAACCCAUUGCUGAAGGUCCUGGUCCGGUGGGAACGCGUGGAGCACGUGUCGUGUGGGCUCUCGAUGGGGAAUUUAUCGUUGUGACGGGCUUCGAUAAAGUCUCCGAGCGUCAGAUCUCAAUCUACCAGAAGGAUAAUCUGGGUGUGCCAUUGAAUACAAUUGGAAUUGAUGUGUCUCCCGCAAUUCUCGUGCCCUUCUACGAUGAGGACAGUUCAACGCUCUUUGUUACGGGCAAGGGGGAUUCGACGGUGUUUGGAUUUGAGAUCACCGACGAGGCACCCCAUAUCUGCCCACUGUCGCACCAUCGUAGCGGCUCUGUGCAUCAGGGAUUGAGCUUCCUGUCGAAGGAUCAGUGCAAUGUGGCCAUUGUGGAGUUUGCCAAGGCACUCAGGCUCACCAAUAACACUGUCGAAUGGCUCAGCUUCACUGUUCCGCGCAUUAAGAGUGAGCUCUUCCAGGAUGAUCUGUUUCCGCCAACACGGGUCACAUGGGCUCCCAGCUUGUGUGCCAAGGAGUGGUUCAGUGGGAAGGACAAAGCCCCAGCAAGGAUCAGUCUUCAGCCAGAAGGGAUGGCAUGUUUGUCUUCAAGUAAACUCCCAACUGGGAAGCCUGGAAAGGACGCCAAUCCAGCACCAUCAGAUGCAAUUCCUCCACCCCAUCCGGGUGCAAGCAUGAUGUUCCGCAGCGAUGUGACAAAGCAACGUGAGAAGGACAUUCAGAAAAGUUUGAGCGCCAGGAUGGAGCCAAAUCUAUCGAAGAUUGAAUACGACACGGAGAAUGGGGUUGACGAAGAUGAGUGGGAGGGUUGAAUUGCUUCAACUACCCUCUCUCAGAUUUUAGCCAUUUUUCCGCAAUUUCUAUACACCGCAUUUUAUCGCGAUUUGGAGGACAUAUCGAGUAAUUUGUAGCCAAUUUCUACGCAACAAAUUUAUACUCAUAAAUAUUCCAAGUUUAGUACGUAAAUAAUGGGCUGACAAAGUAUCUCUAUUCCAUUUUAUUAAAACAAAAAAGUCCCUUCUCCAAAUGACAUUUUUUUCGCUUAAAAAAAUUGUGUGUUGUGAUAUUUUUAAUUUUUUUUUUUAUUUAAGACCGUCGUAGUAUUUGAUUUAUUUUACACAGAAGGUGAAGACAAAUCCAAACUAGUCGGUUCUAAUUAAUCUUCCAUUUUAUUGACAAGAAAAAAUGAAUUCUUCUGAAAAAAAAACCUCUUAAAACUAUUGCUCCCUAUUUACUCGCUGUAGAACAAUUUUUGAUAAGAAAAUGUAAUAUUAACAAGAAAAAAACAAUAUGGAGUUCAAGGAAAAAUUAUAUAUAAAAUAUUUGUGUAAGCUAGCGACAUUUUUCGGAUAAAACUUUUAUACAAUUUAUAUAAACAUUUAUAAUGACAAAAAAAGUAUUUGAAAACCAUUUUAUACAAUGCUGAGAAUUUUUCAUAAGAAAAAAUAUUCAAAAUGACGGAAUUGUAGCAAAAAUAAUCACAUUAAUCGAAUGCAGAGGCAUUAAUCGCAAUUUAUAAAACAUUUUUAUGGAAAUAAAAGUGAUGUGCAUGCUCAUAAAA
This is a messenger RNA of Lutzomyia longipalpis, 4720 nucleotides long. It is a transcript of the gene pod1, whose product is annotated as coronin-7. NCBI's taxonomy places the organism in Eukaryota, Metazoa, Arthropoda, Insecta, Diptera, Psychodidae. The record is from RefSeq and is a predicted model, not a curated record. Gene Ontology annotation, molecular function: protein binding. Bases 261 to 3971 code for a protein of 1236 amino acids. The transcript has 8 exons.